UCCUUGUGUUGUUUCUUCCGGUGACGUGUUUCUGUACUGAACACGUCACACCGGCCUGUUGUUGUGACUCUCUGGGUUAGCUUAGCCGUUAGCUUAGCCGUUAGCUUAGCCGUUAGCUUAGCCGUUAGCUUGAGCUCGUCGCCGGGAAGGAGGCGCGUGAACGUGAGUCCAGCAUGGAGGACAGGUACACGAGACCAGGUAACCAGGAGCGGGGCUGGAACGACCCCCCUCAGUUCUCCUACGGCCUUCAGAUGGCCCGCGGGCCUCAGAGGAACCUCCUGAACAAGAGAGCGGCUCCUCCCGCAGGUCCAGGAGCCCCACCCAUGACCCCUCCCUGCUCCAACCCUCUGGCUCCACCUCCUGUUGGUGUUACUCCGCCCCCUCUACACCCAGCUCGUCCUCCUCCUGGCUGUGUGGCCACGCCCCCUCCCCCUCUGGCACCAAUGAGAAGUCAGACAGAGGCAGCCGACAGCCAAUCAGAGAGCGAGCCUGACGUAGAGGGCGUGCUGUUGGUGUUGAACCAAGCGCUGGCGGCCUGCAGACCGACUGUUAGAGACCAGGUGUGUAGUGACAUCGCAAAGAGGCUCCGCCUCCUGGAGGACAGCUGGAGGUCAGGUAGACUCAGCCUACCUGUGAGGAGACGCAUGGACACCCUGUCUCUAGAGUUACAGUCUGGUCACUGGGACUCAGCUGAUGAGAUCCAUCGCUCUCUGAUGGUCGAUCAUGUGACUGAAGUCAGCCAAUGGAUGGUCGGUGUCAAACGACUCAUCGCUGAGACCCGAAAACUGAAUCCAGAACUUUUAAAACCACUUCAAAAACCACCGGGUCCAGUCCAGGACCCUGAGGUACCAGUCCUGGACCCUGAGGUACCUGGACCCUGAGGUACCAGUCCUGGACCCUGAGGCACCAGUCCUGGACUGUUAAGCCUGCAGGGAUCGACAUGUUUCUUUCUUCUCUCAGCAGACUUUGACUAUUUUAAUCAAAACCAGGAUCUGGUGCUGAAAAUCCUCACAUUCAUUCUCACAUCUCAGCAAAGGGUCAAAGGGCAUAACACCAGGAGCAGGCAGGGGGUCAAAGGUCAUAACACCAGGAGCAGGCAGGGGGUCAAAGGUCAUAACACCAGGAGCAGGCAGGGGGUCAGUGGUUUGCUCUGGCGUGGACUGGCUUUGGUGUCGGGAGUCUAGACUCUCUAGACCAGAUGUUUCUGAAACUGAGGCUCCUCUACAGGGAGCGAGGGAAACCACUCUGGACUCUGGUCUCUAGACUUGGACCCUGGACUCUCUGGACCCACAUAGACUGUAGACUCUGGACUCUGGACUGUGACUGACCCCGUCAUGUGUCUGGACUCUCGACCCUUAACGAUCUAGAGUCAUGUGAUGUUUGCACCAAUCAGUGACCUCCUCUGCUCAUGAUCAAUAAAUCUCUGUUCUCU
This is a messenger RNA of Anoplopoma fimbria (sablefish), 1432 nucleotides long. It is a transcript of the gene sra1, whose product is annotated as steroid receptor RNA activator 1. Gene Ontology annotation, cellular component: nucleus. The transcript is spliced from 7 exons. NCBI's taxonomy places the organism in Eukaryota, Metazoa, Chordata, Actinopteri, Perciformes, Anoplopomatidae. The record is from RefSeq and is a predicted model, not a curated record. Gene Ontology annotation, biological process: regulation of transcription by RNA polymerase II. The coding region runs from base 174 to 881 and encodes 235 amino acids.